CUCGCCGAAGCCCUGGUUCGACAUGCCGGCUCCACCGCCGGCAACCUCGGGUUAUCGGCGGGAUCGAUACGGACUGGAUUGACUACAGCCAUCGAUUCUGAUCGAGAUAUACCCAAAUGCAAAGGAACUACUGCACAGUUGUGCAGUAACGGUCAUACACAAAGCUCAAAUAGCUCAACCGAUGAUGAAGAUGACUUCGACAAUGAAAGCAUUGGAAAUGAAUCACCAUGCAAUAAUUUGACAUCAAAUCUGUCGUCGGAACGAUGCCUCAGCAUCAACAAGCUGUUGGAGGAGCAGCAUCUUAAAUGGUGGCCACGGAAUGGCAAGGACACAACGACCAACGCAACACCACCACCACCACACUCCGCAACAGCAACGGGCGAUGGACGAACAAAGUUAUGGGAAGGACGAGAAGGCUAUAAUAUCGAAGCUUUUAAUCAAAUCAAUGGAAUUUGGCCUCUGGGACAUCCAUUGCCUCUGCCAGAUUGGGCUGCGGACGAAGAAGCUAACAAGGGUGUCCUUUAUUUUGACUCAGUUUGGCAAUAUGAAGAUCUAAGUGCCAUUAUCGAAACGAAGCUGCAGCGUAUGUUAGAGGAGACCCAUUAUGAUACCGUUCAUCUAUUCGUUGCAUUCUACGAAGCCUUCAAACGCACUCGACGUUCAGAUCUAAAAUCGUUCUAUCAAUUCUAUGACAUACCCAUCAAUCGUCGCGAUCAUAUGUGUGUUUCGCUGGCCAUGGAAAUUAUGGCCCGUAUUGUAGAACUCUUUCCGAUAUUGGAACAAUAUCUGUACAUCGUUUCGUGCGAGGAACAAGUUGUGGCAUUGCGUGAAUACAUCGAAACUGCCGAAGAUGUUGGUGGUCUCAAUUCGACGCAUGCCAAUGUGGAAAAGGAACAUGCAAUGGUUGCCAUGAAAAUAAAUAUUGCCGGGCGUGAUGGUGUUUUGAUUUUGGAUCCGGGAUAUCAUGUUGGUCGCUGUGUGACUGUAAUGAAAGACCAAAACUAUCCUCAUACAGGGUGGUUCACACAGUCCAAGGAAGCCCAUUUACAAAGGGACUAUUGCUACACCUAUAGCAAAUACAGUCCCAUGUAUGUUGAAUGGAAGGAAAGAGAAAUCCGAGGAGAUGAAAGUCAAUACAAAUCGUCAUUGGUAUAUGUUGCUCAGCCAUAUGUCACGGCCAUCGAUGUCACGGUACGUCGCAACUUGGUCUAUAAUUUUAGAUCCUUGUUGUCACGUGAUGCGAAAGGCAGAGUUUAUGCGGGCAUAUACUUACCAAUUGUCGCUAAUAGCAAUGAAGCUCAUUUCACAAUGUUCUAUGAAGGUCUCAACUCGGAGCAACGCGUCAAAGUCAAAUUUAUGUUUAAUGUUUUCAAGCAAAACAACAAGAUUCCAGAGAAUGUUCAGCAGCACAUAGAAAAACUAGCACCGCAAUUGAACAUGUCGAUAAAGGAACUAUCAAGGUUAUUAACAUCCUUGGCGGAAGCUGUAAUGGAUCAAGGGUUUAUUCAACAGGUAUUGGCCAUCAAUGAAGACAUUGGAAAUAUGUCAGCAGAGAAUUGACAAUCACUGGACGAAGGGAAACCAAAAGUUUCCCAGUCGAUUACCAAUUCGGAAAAAGACGUUGAAAAAACUGACAAAGAAACUCGAUCCAUGGAUAAUCAAAUAAACCAACCAAUGUAAAACCUAUUGUAGUUUAUAUGCUUUAAAUUUAAAUUAUGUUUAUUAUACUUUGACAAGCAUCUCUUCGGACGACGAUGCGACCAAAUAUUGUUAUGUAUGAGUAGUGAUUUUCUUUAACACUGUAAUCUGUACUACCACCAUGUAGGCCAAGGUCCAUUUUCUAAAAAAAAAAAAUCACAUAAAAUUAUCUUUUUUAAAAAAUAGUUUAUGUAUUCAACACCUGUUUUGCUUCUAAUUUACAUGCAUACAACUUAUAUAGAAAUUAUUGUUUCUUGAUUAUUUUAACUUAUUUCUCUUAUUUAAACUGAAGUCGUAAUAUAUAUUAAAUAAACAUUAAUAUAAAACUUACUACAAAAGUACAGUGGACAAGAAAAAAUUCUCCGUUUAAAAUUAUUAACGAGUUUUGUAAAAAUUAUGCAAUCUCUGUCUCUCUCUCUCUCUCUCUCUUCCAGCUAUUAUUACGUUCUUAUUCAAUUCAGUAGUAAAUAAAACUGAACUUUAAAAGAAGAAAUAUAAAACGUA
Molecule: messenger RNA, 2202 nt
Organism: Musca domestica (house fly)
Lineage: Eukaryota; Metazoa; Arthropoda; Insecta; Diptera; Muscidae
Exons: 3
Source: RefSeq, a predicted model, not a curated record